UCCUCCUGACAGACGCACUUGCUGAGGCGCAUCCUCCGCCGCUCUGCCUCUCUCGGUCUGUUCCUUUAAAACCAAGCAGCCCACGCCUCGAAAAGCGGCUUGUUCCGGCUUGCCCCUUUACAUCUUUUUAUCCUUGCUCACAACAUUAAAAUAGUGCCCCCCCUCAACUCUCCGCCCCUCCCGUCAUCCCCAGCCCGCUCCCCCCGACAACCAACGCGCAGGCUUUUCCGUCGAACCGUCGGAAGGCGGACAGAACCACCGCGUCUCUGCCGGAGGACGCGUGAUGCGGAGCGGUGCAGCAGCUCUGUGCAGCCCGGCUGUGAGUGCGAGGCGCAGUUCAGGUCCAGGCACCAUCACCGGCGGAGCGAUACCGCCAUCUCCCCCUCUCAGCUCCGGCUUGUCGAGCGGUGAGCGUGCGGCUCGCUGUACCUGAGCGAACGUGUCCGUCAUAUGCUGUCGGAAAUAAGGAUCAGAACCGGACCCUGAAGGGACCCGUCUGCAAUGCUCUGAAAUGCGGCGCCACAUCGCUCUCGCAUCGCGGUUGACCUCCCGGGGCUGGCUGCUGCGCACGUUUCGCAACUGAUGAAGAUUUUUCCCUGAUUAUUUUGAUGUGGAUGAAUAUGUUUAUACUGGUGCUCUGGUGUGGCGCGUGAGUCAUCGUUGGCACUGGCGAGCAGGAGCUGUUGUCGCGUCUCGUUGACAUGCAUUCCCACUGAGCUCAGCGACGCCUCCCUCAGUGGUGUGGUGGCAGGAUGCCGGUGCAGGCGGCCCAGUGGACGGAGUUCCUGUCCUGUCCCAUCUGCUACAAUGAGUUCGACAGCAGCGGCCACCAGCCUAUCAGCCUGGGCUGCUCCCACACGGUGUGUAAGACCUGCCUGCACAAACUGCACCGCAAGGCCUGCCCCUUCGAUCAGACGCCCAUCAGCACUGAUAUUGACCUGCUGCCGGUCAACUGUGCCCUGCUGCAGCUUGUGGGAGCUCAGGUCCCAGAUGUGCAGCCGGUGAGCCUGAGCAGUGCAGCUGAGGUCGAGAACUAUGAGGUCUGCAGGGUGUGUGUGGAAGAGCUGGCUCUCUACCUGAAACCUAUCAGCGGAGCAAAAGGUGUGGCGACUCUGAGUCCGAGUGUGCUCAGUCGGCCAAUGCAGAGGAAGCUGGUGACCUUGGUGAACUGCCAGCUGGUGGAAGAGGAGGGCCGCGUGCGGGCGGUGAGGGCAGGCCGGUCGCUUGGGGAAAGAACCGUAACCGAGCUCAUCCUGCAGCACCAGAACCCCCAGCAGCUCUCUGCCAACCUCUGGGCAGCGGUGAGGGCGCGGGGCUGCCAGUUCCUGGGACCUGCUAUGCAAGAAGAUGCCCUGAAACUGGUUCUACUGGCUCUGGAGGAUGGCUCGGCCUUGUCCAGGAAGGUGCUGGUUCUAUUCGUAGUCCAAAAACUUGAGGCUCGGUUCCCCCAGGCCUCCAAAACCAGCAUAGGCCACGUGGUGCAGCUACUCUACAGGGCCUCCUGCUUUAAGGUGACCAAGCGUGAUGAGGACUCCUCCCUGAUGCAGCUGAAGGAAGAGUUCCGGACUUACGAGGCUCUGAGGAGAGAACAUGACGCUCAGAUCGUCCACAUCGCCAUGGAGGCUGGCCUGCGAAUUUCACCUGAGCAGUGGUCCUCUCUGCUGUACGGAGACCUGGUCCACAAGUCACACAUGCAGUCCAUUAUUGACAAGUUACAGUCUCCAGAGUCAUUUGCAAAGAGCGUCCAGGAGCUGACAAUCGUUCUGCAGAGGACAGGAGACCCUGCCAACCUCACGAGCCUUAGACCACACCUAGAGCUGCUAGCAAACAUAGACCACAACCCAGAUGCCCCUGCGCCGUCGUGGGAGGAGCUGGAAAGUGUGAUGCUGGCUGUGAAGUUGGUGGUUCACGGGCUGGUGGAAUUCAUACAGAACUUCAGCAAGAAGAGCCACGACACUCCACAGCCUCAGGCCAACAGCAAGUACAAGACCAGCAUGUGCCGAGACCUUCGUCAGCAGGGCGGCUGUCCCCGAGGAACCAACUGUACCUUUGCACACACGCAGGACGAGCUGGAGAAAUUUAGACUGAGGAACAAAAAGAGCAGCAGCGUGGGUCGUGCAUUCCCUCUAGCGCCGGGGGUUAUGGGUAAAACCUUCACCAUGGAGGGCAGCGUCCACACAGAUGUGCCUGCAGGCGUGGGGCAGGGGCUCAAAGGCACGGGGGAGAACACAGCCACCCUGACCGAGGGAGUGCCCGGCAUGACUCACCCCCAGCUGAUCUCCAGAGGAGCCGACAUGAUGGAGGAGAUGAAGAGGGUGGUGCCAAACGGAUCCAGCGGGGCUAACGGGUCCAACGGGCUAUCUGGCACCAACAGAAACUCAUCGGGGUCAACUGAGCAAAAGCCCAUCUCUCCUCCCAGGACUCCUGUCAGCCACUCCUCAGCAUCGUCUCCCUUGACAGCAGUCGGGCGGGGUGAUGGUGGCCCUCCCAUGCCCAAACACGGUCCGUUCGUGCUGCGUGCGCCACACCCUUCUCAGGCAUCCGAGCUGUACUAUCAGGAGCCUCACUCUGCAUACGACACAGCCCAUUAUCAACCAACCUCAGGUUCCUACUACCCAUCUUCUCUCCAUCCUCCUCACAAGCCCUGCAUGGCUCGUUUCCUUCGAUCCUCCAACGUCCCAGAAUCCUCCUUGCCACCGUCAAUUGGCCCUCCGCCAUCUUCCUUCCCCAGUGACCCUCAAACACCACACCCACCUUCCUCGUCUUCAUCGGCAUACCCACCUAGAGAUCGGAUGGGACCUCCUACCUUUCAUCCCCACCCGGGGCAGCCUCAGUAUGGGCCUCUGGCUCCCGCACAUGGUGUUUAUGCUCCACUCUAUGACAGCAGGAGAGUAUGGAGGCCUCAGCUGUAUCACAGAGAGGAUGCCAGGAGUAACUCACUGCCUCCAGAGGUGCUGCAUUCCUCCGUCUACCAGCCUCCACUCAGGGAGAGAUUCAACUCUCUAGACAGCAACUACUGCUCUGGAGCUGAGCACCGUGCAGGGCUACACAGGGUAGGCGAAACAAUGCAUGUACCCGCCUCCAAUUGCCGGAAGGGAUUUAUUCAUACGCACAUACACGAUUAUGGCCGCGUUCCUCUAGGCUACGAGGAUCUGUUCAGGAGAAAGCAGGAACAGUGGGCUCAUCAUCAUCACCAUCACAACGCCAACAGGCCCUCCCAGUCCUCCCCCAUCUUCACCAUCGAUUUUGGAACUGAGCAUGUGGAGAACAGUGGAGGCCAGUGCGUGGGGUGCAGGUUCAGAGGCGAGGAGAGUUUAGCGCACUACUCUCCAUGGUCCUGUGGCACCAUCGGCCCCUGCCUCAGCCCCUUUGAGCCUGAAGCACUAACACACACCUCGGCUCACUCCUGCUCGGAGCACUCGGAGUUGGACAGUAAUGGAGGUGGAGGUGGGGGUGUUAGCAGUAGUGGUGUUGGGAAGCGAUGGCUGCAUUCGUUGGAUCACUACCGGCGCCUGAAAGAUGAGGACCCGAUCAUUCCCUUCAGUGAGGGGCCCAUUAUCUCCAAAUGGGGUGCCAUAUCCAGGGCGUCUCGCACAGGCUACCACACCACCGACCCUGUCCAAGCCACAGCCUGCCAGGGCAGCGCCAACACCACGCCCAUCAACUUUAAAGAUUACAACCCCCACCUGGAUCACAGCGACUACAGAUGGAGCUCCAGAGGAUCAGACUCUUCCAGCCACUCCAGUUUCCUAGAGAGGUACAGCCCCCAGUCUUACAUGCUGUUGAAUGAUGGGGAAAGAUACACUGCACAUGGAAAGAUUGAGCAGCUUUGUGCAUCAGAGCUUCAUCGUCGAACUUCAAUAAGCAGUGGAGAGAAAAUUGUGUCCGAUCUGCAAACCCAUCAGACCGCCUAUAGCCGGGACAGGAGCCGAACUGAGAGUGAACCGGACCCGGAUCGAGACAUCGAGCUCGAACUGUGCGCUCUUGACAUGGAGGAUUCAGACCACCAGGAGAUCAAGUCUCAGGAGUCUUUAGACCUGGCCACACCACAGUCUCAGGAUGCCUCCCACCUCCUCCCACCUCCCUGUUCCUCUCCCCUUCUCUCUUCUCCUGUGGAGGACCACCCCCAAACAGAGGGUCCUUCAACAGAAAAGAUAGAUGCUCACCUGCUUAAAAAGAUGGCCUUCAGGAAGUCUCUGUCUCCUGGAGGGUUGGUCUCAGGAGGACUGGGCAUGGGCAAGCUGGUGCUGCGGACUGGACCUCCUCGGCUGGGGGACACCUCCAACCGGGCUUGUCCUGAAUCAGCAGUGACAGAGAUGCUGCUAAAUGGAACCUAAGGGGACACAAAGUCAAGGCACUGACCUGCACCAAGCUAGAGCUGAGUCGCUUGCCCACAACCAGAUCCUGGUUCAAGAGAAUAUCAUUCAAUUCCAGCCUUCUUAUAUGUCCGUCAAAUGCCUAAAUAAAACGUGACAGAUAUGGGUUAAUGGUCUGUGCUGCGCCACAUUACAAGGGGCAAGAGAAAUCACCAAUGUACAGCUCCACAGAGAAUUUAGUAGAUGUAACUGUUAAUGCCUAGUGAAGUUUAGGUUCAGGAUAUGCUUGAACCACAAUUAGGAGCCACAACUGAUAUAACAGCAUCUCCACCACAUACUUUUACAUGACAUUGUAGACCUGAGGAUUAUACGUCAUCUAGUUUGUUGUCAUUUAACAUGGCUGACAAGGACACAGUUUCAAAAAAUUAAAAAACAUGAAAGGUUUAGGAGCGUGUCCUGGACUCACAAGAAAAAACUCCAAGGGACUAUCUUUUGGACAAAUAAAAUUCCAUCGUCAGGAUUCCCAGAUCAAGGUGUGAUGCUGAAAAAAGGCAUUUUGUUUUUCCAAAAGAGAGUGCCUUGGAGUUUUCUUGUGAUUUCAAAGAUAUACUCAAGUUUGAAGGUCCUCUGUCAGAAAACAAUAGCCUAUACAGUAGAUGCUAUUUUUUGUCCCCCUUUUUUCUUUUGUUAAUGCUUUUUAUGUUAAUGUCAGUCUUUUCAUUUACUUACUCUUGUUCUUUUAAUAUGUAGCUUGGAUUGACAGCUUGAACUGAGAUCCCAACAUUUCAUAUCAGAUAUUGUCAGAACUGAGACAGUAAAUAUGAGCUAUUUACAACAGUAAAUUGUCUAUUAUUUUAAUAUUAAUAUUAAUAAUAUUAAGAACCAAAAUCACUGUAUGUAAUUGCUCUCUAUUCGUGCCUGUUUCCUCAAAGGCAGGUGCUUGUUUAAGGCCACGUAGCUUUCCAAAAGGUACAUCCCACAAAAACAGUUUUUACCACCUUAUGAAUAUCUGACAAUUAUUUUUCGUCUUGCUGUCGCCUUAAAUGUUAAUGCCUUUGUUUCUGUAAACAUCCUUACACGGAAAUACCUGCAUUCGGCUUGAUGCUGCUGGUUUAGUUUAUAGGUUUAUUGUUAUAUUGCUCAGAAUAAAAACUGGCUGGCUGCUCCAAGCCUCUGAGGAAAUAAAACACAGCAGACAACAAUGGGUCCUCUGUGCGGAUACUCAAACAAGCCUCUGUCUUUUAAUAGUCAUAUGACAUUUUAAACAUUGACCUCUGAAAUCCCUCGACUGUCAUGAGAUCCCAAAACACAGUGAGACAUUCAUGAUCAUAAAAACUUGUAAAUGAUCAUAGGUCACUUUAUGUCAGGAAGGAUGACAACAAAAUAAAGAUGUAUGUACUCUUCUUCUCUAUCCAAACCGUGCUAACUUAAGCAUCAUAUCUAGGUGACUCAUACUGCAUAACUUAAGAACGCAAGGCAGUUCGUUUUGACACAGACACUUGCAACUGCAGAUUUAGUCUAUUUCUACACAUACCACGUGGACACACAAACUUAAAGGUCCCAUAUUAUGCUUAUUUUCAGGCUCAUGCUUUUAUUUUGGGAUACUACUAGAUUUUACUGACAUGCAUUAAUGUUCAAAAAAUGCAUUGUUCUUACAGUGUAUUGAUGCAGCACCUUUAUUCACCUGCUCCGUUUUAAUGCCUGUCUCUUUAAGGCGCCCCACCCCAAAAAAGUCUGCUCUGAUUGGUCAUUUCCCACAGGCCUGAGCAGGCGCCAGACAUGUUGUUUUAGCCUCAGCUCUUCUUGUGGUUUUCGCAACCAUGGGCGUGCUGGGUUGGUGACUGUUCAGUUGUCACUUAACAGCCGUGCAGAAGUCUCAACGGCUCGUUGGAAGGCGCAGUUUCUGAAUAUGUGCUGUGGAAUGGGCGUUUUAAUAGCAUUACAGUAUUUACAUAUCACCCAGACCUGGGAUAAAAUUAAGAAAAAAAUUACAAAUCUGACUUUGUAGCAUAUGGGACCUUUAAAAAACAUUUUUUUCAUCUUUGUGUGCCUGUAGUGGUUCCGGCAUUUAAUUCUGCUGACUAGUCUCACUGCUCACUCACACACACACACACACACACUCACAGUAAAAGUGUGCACAAGCUGUUAUUCACACACAUAAUAGACACAAACAUGCAAUACGGUGGCCUUUUUCUCUCCUUGGUGUUAUAUAGACUUAAAUAUUGGGCUCCACAAUGACUUAUUGUCCAAUGCCCACUGACAGACUCCCGUUCUGUUUCCGAGGUGUGAUCUCUGACAUUUUUGUAAGCCCCUGGCAUUUUUCUGUGCUUUCCAGUCCACUCUCCUUUAUGUACAAUGUAAUCAAUAUUCAGAGGUUGUGCGCUAAAGCCUACAAAAGUGAGGGACACCAUUUCUUGUGUUUCUUCAUGCUGUACCUUUGUUAUACUUUUUUAAAAGUUCUGUUUUGUCCUUUUGCAUUCGCUAACUUCUGUGAAGUUGUUCGUCGGGGUAUUUUGUACAAGGAUCUUUGUUACUCUUGUUUCGUUUGCUGUAUUUUACAUCAUAGAGACAGUCACGUCUAACGUUCCUCUGUGUUUGCUGGCCAUCGGCGUGCUGCUGUACGCCCAGCCUCGCUUCACUCAUCUUGUAAUGUGUGGCUUAGUCAUAAUUGACUUUAACAUGACCCCUUUCUAGGUAUACAGAUUUUAAAAUCGCGAGGACUCCCGAGUUUGUUUACACCCGUUCUAAAUCUUAUGAGAUUUGUGUAGAAUGACAAUUCAGGCUUCCUCUUUAAUUUCCUCUCCACUUUUCAGAAGCAGUGUCCUUUCCUCUCAGAUCAUACAUUUAAUCCAAUUUUAGAGGAUGACAGAAUGGCUGUACAUGUGAGGGUUUCUCAUUUAGUUUCAAGUUCGAACUUUAUACACCUUGACUGAACAAUGUAACCGUGGACUGGUAACCCAACUUUGAGAAGCGGGUAGACAAAGUGACAAAAUUUAGACAGUUCAGUGUGACUUGGUGCGAUAGCACUCCUUUGAAAACUCUCCAGCGCUUUGUAGGGUUCAUUUAGGGAUGAAAAGGCGCGGGGAUUUAGCUGCUCCAAGUCAUGCAAUUAGUUCAGCUGCCUGCCGUCGCUCCGCAUCUGUUUACAACUUCACCUUUUGAAGUCAUGUAAGUGCCAUGUUGUGUACAGUACAGUACAGUACAAUCAAUCCCUGCGAUUUUCCUAUAGCUUUUUUUCAUAUUCCUCUACUGUAAACCUUGUGAAGAGGGAAAAGGCUCAGUCACGUGAAAGGUGGGGCGAGACGCUCCCCUCGCAGUCCUGCUUUGCUCCAUCAGAGGAGGCUAGAUCCUUGUCCGUCUUGAAUCGCUCAGGGAAGAGUUCAGUUGCUCAGCUACUUUCGGCUUUUUUUCUAGACUCAUCACUAAAUAUUAACUGUGGAAGUGUUUGCCUGAUUUUUCACGUGGCCCUGCCACCUGAAGCAUAUAUGAGUUCAAGUGUUAGACUGAUUAAAUUGUUUGCCCGUGUUUACUUUGCCAGUGUUUUCUUUUGUCUCUCGGUAUCAAUAUUGGCUUUGCUAUUCCUGUUCCCAUGGGAAAGGGCUGGGCACUACUGUAUGUAAAAACAGUAUUGUGAGUAUUGAGCUAAUGUCGAAGUGAUACUCCCCUGUUUCCUUCUGAAGUGUCCAUUGAGCACUUGCUGUAGUGGCCAAUCGCACUGCACUAAUUCCCACCCCAUCACUGCCAAUGGGUGCACUCUGCCCCCCCACCCCACCCCCCGGACUACCCUCCAACCCAACACCCCCCAUGCUCCCUGCAACCUGCGUCAUGCAUGCGAUAUAGUCCCUCUUGUGAUGGCAGAGGAGUAUUGAUGAUUCUGUAGUUGUGAUACAACACACCCAGCGCUGUAAGAGUUCUGCACAUGCCCACUGUGUGGCCACGUCAAGUGCUGAAGUUUGCUUGCAGCAUUUUACUUGUUUGCUCAUGAAAAUUGUUUAAUAGAGAUUAUAUUAUUAUUAUUAUUAUUAUUAUUAUUAUUAUGACUGAUGAUUCUUGUUAUGACCACAUUUGGUUGUUGUUGUGGUAUUUUUUUUCCCCUCUUGGUAUAUUCUGAAUUCUGCUUCUUUGUUUUAAAUUUGACAACUUGCUGAAAUUUUUUAUUAGACAAGAGAGUGUCUCAUUAUUCUAUAUUAUCUGGGGAAAAAGCCUGUUUGUUGAUUGUGAAGCAUAUGAUGAACUGAUGUUUUCUGACUAUUCAUGUCUGUAUUAGACAUUUUAUUUGCAAAUCUAUUGUUCGAUUGAAAUGUAAAUGAUCUAUUAAGAGAUGGUACACAUCCGUCAUUGUAUACAGUCUGGCACCAUCAUUAGAUGGACUUAUAGUAUAGACGCUCAUUUAUACGACCUGUGAUAAUCAGAUAUAUUUAAAUGUUUAAAUCAUUGGGGCAGUUGUGUAAUGUUUCAGAAUGAGGACAAUUAAAAAUCCUUAAGAGACAGCAUAUCCAAAACGUCCCCGUAAUGAAUAAUACUGUUACGUAUUCCAUUUAUUUCCUUGGAAAUAUCACAUUGUGAAAGGUUUCCCUUUUACUUACUGUAAGGUGAUGCAGGACUGGAGUUAAGUCUAACCUUCGAUUUAUGAAACUGUUUGAGUAUUGUUUGACUGACUGAUUCUUCUGUGCAUUCUCUGACCUGUUCAUCUGUAUUACACUGACUUACAGACAGCUUAGCCGAGCAGCGUUUACUGCUUCUGUGUUGCACUAAGAGAUGAAUUGACGAAAAGGAAGAUUUCAGCACAUGAAAUUGCAUGCUACAAUAAACAGACAACAAAUAAG
This is a messenger RNA of Acanthopagrus latus (yellowfin seabream), 9142 nucleotides long. It is a transcript of the gene rc3h2, whose product is annotated as ring finger and CCCH-type domains 2. Gene Ontology annotation, molecular function: metal ion binding. The transcript has 20 exons. The coding region runs from base 753 to 4337 and encodes 1194 amino acids. NCBI's taxonomy places the organism in Eukaryota, Metazoa, Chordata, Actinopteri, Spariformes, Sparidae. The record is from RefSeq and is a predicted model, not a curated record.